AUGAAGCAACCAACCACGCACUUGCUCACCCUCUUCCUUCUGCCCUUCGCCCUCGCCCUUCCCACACCAGAAGACUCAGUCAAUCAAGUGGAGCAAGGGACCAACACGCCGGCGACAGUGGGCAACGUCAACGCCGGUAUCCCCCGAUGCAAGACACAGGGCCUCAGCGACUUUUGCCUGUCAAACAGCAAUAAGCCAUACUGCGACGCCACCGGGUUUCACAACAACAUGAUGGCCCAGUGCGAGAAGAACUGCUGGUGCGAAUAG
Molecule: messenger RNA, 267 nt
Organism: Podospora anserina S mat+
Lineage: Eukaryota; Fungi; Ascomycota; Sordariomycetes; Sordariales; Podosporaceae
Exons: 2
Coding region: 1-267 (88 amino acids)
Source: RefSeq, a predicted model, not a curated record